Mandrillus leucophaeus (drill) is the source of this 4006-nucleotide messenger RNA. It is a transcript of the gene SBNO2, whose product is annotated as strawberry notch homolog 2 (Drosophila). NCBI's taxonomy places the organism in Eukaryota, Metazoa, Chordata, Mammalia, Primates, Cercopithecidae. The coding region runs from base 578 to 4006 and encodes 1142 amino acids. The record is from RefSeq and is a predicted model, not a curated record. Gene Ontology annotation, cellular component: nucleus. The transcript has 30 exons. Gene Ontology annotation, molecular function: histone binding; chromatin DNA binding. Gene Ontology annotation, biological process: regulation of DNA-templated transcription.
AUGGGACUGGCGGGCCUGGUGCCCCGCUGUCUCAGUGACCUGCUUCGUGACUCGUGCCUGCGCUUCCCGGAGCCCUUCGAUGAGCCUCCGUCCCCCGCAAGAACAAGCGCCCAAGUGAAACUGAAAGAGGCGGCCUUGGCGUGGGUUCCAGGCCCCGCUGUGUUUUGAAAGUGAUGUGCGCCAGGUUCUGGCAGGCGGGUCCCUGACGUUUCCUAGGAGUUGCUGCCGCUGUGGCUCCUGGGGCCAAGGCCCUGGGUGCUGGGGCGUGGGGAGGGGGAGCCGGGGAGCCGUCGGGCCUGGCGGGCAGUAAAGGUUUGUGGAACUGACUCACUUGCUGGGGAGGGGCAGCCGGGGAGGGUCACGGAGAAAGUCCCUGCCCUGCCAUGGCCCCGUACCGUCGUCGGCUGCCCGUCCAGCCUGGAGCGAGGAGGCGUCUUCCUGUGCGUGUCAGAUCAUGAUACCGCCGCCACUGCCGCCACCACGGAGCGAGAAGCCCAGAUAGACACUCCGGCGGCCCCGGGUCCCGGAGCCCCGCUGCCUGCCGCCCAGCCGAGGACCCCACCCCGCCUGCCGCCCGAUGCUUGCAGUGGGGCCCGCCAUGGACAGGGAUUACCCGCAGCAUGAACCCCCGCCGGCGGGCAGCCUCCUGUACAGCCCGCCGCCCCUGCAGAGCGCCAUGCUGCACUGCCCCUACUGGAACACCUUCUCACUGCCGCCGUACCCUGCCUUCUCCAGUGACAGCCGCCCAUUCAUGAGUUCCGCCUCCUUCCUCGGCAGCCAGCCCUGCCCAGACACCAGCUAUGCCCCCGUGGCCACCGCCUCCAGCUUGCCACCAAAGACCUGCGACUUUGCUCAGGAUUCCUCGUAUUUUGAGGACUUCUCCAACAUCUCCAUCUUCUCCUCGUCUGUGGACUCCCUGUCGGACAUCGUGGACACGCCCGACUUCCUGCCGGCCGACAGCCUCAACCAGGUGUCCACCAUCUGGGACGAGAACCCUGCCCCCUCCACCCACGACAAGCUGUUCCAGCUCAGCCGACCAUUUGCAGGCUUCGAGGACUUUCUGCCCUCCCACAGCACCCCGCUUCUCGUCAGCUACCAGGAGCAGAGUGUGCAGAGCCAGCCAGAGGAGGAGGACGAGGCUGAGGAGGAGGAGGCGGAGGAGCUGGGGCACACGGAGACCUACGCUGACUACGUGCCGUCUAAGUCCAAGAUUGGGAAGCAGCACCCAGACCGCGUGGUGGAGACCAGCACACUGUCCAGCGUCCCGCCCCCAGACAUCACCUACACCCUGGCCCUGCCCUCGGACAGCGGGGCCCUGUCUGCCCUGCAGUUAGAGGCCAUCACCUACGCCUGCCAGCAACACGAGGUCCUGCUCCCCAGUGGGCAGCGCGCCGGCUUUCUCAUCGGCGACGGGGCCGGCGUGGGCAAAGGCCGGACGGUGGCCGGAGUCAUCCUGGAGAACCACCUGCGCGGCCGGAAGAAGGCAUUGUGGUUCAGCGUCUCCAACGACCUCAAAUACGACGCAGAGCGCGACCUGCGGGACAUCGAAGCCACGGGCAUCGCGGUGCACGCGCUUAGUAAGAUCAAGUACGGCGACACCACUACCUCAGAGGGCGUCCUCUUCGCCACCUACUCCGCCCUGAUUGGGGAGAGCCAGGCCGGUGGCCAGCACCGCACACGCCUCCGGCAGAUCCUGGACUGGUGUGGGGAGGCCUUCGAGGGCGUCAUCGUGUUCGAUGAGUGUCACAAGGCCAAGAACGCCGGCUCCACCAAGAUGGGCAAGGCCGUGCUAGACCUGCAGAAUAAGCUGCCCCUGGCCCGCGUGGUCUAUGCCAGCGCCACAGGUGCUUCUGAGCCUCGGAAUAUGAUCUACAUGAGCCGCUUAGGUAUCUGGGGCGAGGGCACCCCCUUCCGGAACUUUGAGGAGUUCCUGCACGCCAUCGAGAAGAGGGGCGUGGGUGCCAUGGAGAUCGUGGCCAUGGACAUGAAGGUCAGCGGCAUGUACAUCGCACGCCAGCUCAGCUUCUCCGGCGUCACCUUCCGCAUCGAGGAGAUCCCGCUGGCCCCGGCCUUCGAGCGCGUGUACAACCGCGCAGCCCUGCUGUGGGCUGAGGCCCUGAACGUGUUCCAGCAGGCGGCCGACUGGAUCGGCCUGGAGUCACGCAAGUCCCUGUGGGGCCAGUUCUGGUCGGCGCACCAGCGCUUCUUCAAGUAUCUGUGCAUCGCCGCCAAGGUGCGCCGGCUGGUGGAGCUGGCCCGAGAGGAGCUGGCGCGAGACAAGUGUGUGGUCAUCGGGCUACAGUCCACAGGCGAGGCACGCACGCGGGAGGUGUUGGGGGAGAACGACGGGCACCUCGACUGCUUUGUCUCGGCCGCUGAAGGCGUGUUCCUGUCGCUAAUUCAGAAGCACUUUCCAUCCACCAAGAGAAAGCGGGACAGAGGAGCAGGCAGCAAGCGGAAACGGCGACCUCGGGGACGCGGGGCCAAAGCCCCCCGGCUGGCGUGCGAGGCGGCGGGCAUCAUCCGCAUCAGCGAUGACAGCAGCACAGAGUCAGACCCCGGCCUGGACAGCGACUUCAACUCCUCCCCCGAGUCCCUGAUGGAUGACGAUGUGGUCAUCGUUGAUGCCAUCGGGCUCCCCAGUGAUGACCGAGGACCCCUGUGCCUCCCUCAGAGAGACCCGCAUGGCCCCGGGGUCCUGGAGCGGGUGGAGCGACUGAAGCAGGAUCUGCUGGAUAAAGUGCGGCGGCUGGGCCGGGAGCUGCCAGUCAACACCCUGGACGAGCUCAUCGACCAGCUUGGCGGCCCCCAGCGGGUGGCGGAGAUGACCGGCAGGAAAGGCCGCGUGGUGUCCAGGCCCGACGGGACGGUGGCCUUCGAGUCGCGGGCAGAGCAGGGUCUGUCCAUCGACCACGUGAACCUCAGGGAGAAGCAGCGAUUCAUGAGCGGCGAGAAGCUCGUGGCCAUCAUCUCGGAGGCCUCCAGCUCGGGUGUCUCCCUCCAAGCUGACCGCCGCGUCCAGAACCAGCGGCGCCGUGUGCACAUGACCUUGGAGCUGCCCUGGAGCGCCGACCGCGCCAUCCAGCAGUUCGGCCGCACCCACCGGUCCAACCAGGUCUCUGCGCCAGAGUACGUCUUCCUCAUUUCGGAGCUGGCCGGGGAGCGCCGGUUCGCCUCCAUUGUGGCCAAGCGCCUGGAGAGUCUGGGGGCCCUGACCCAUGGAGACCGCCGCGCCACGGAGUCCCGUGACCUCAGCAAGUACAACUUUGAGAAUAAGUAUGGCACCCGGGCCCUGCACUGUGUCCUUACCACCAUCCUGAGCCAGACUGAGAACAAAGUGCCUGUGCCCCAGGGAUAUCCUGGAGGGGUCUCCACCUUCUUCCGGGACAUGAAGCAGGGCCUGCUGUCUGUGGGCAUUGGCGGCCGGGAGUCCCGAAAUGGCUGCCUGGACGUGGAGAAGGACUGUUCCAUCACCAAGUUCCUGAAUCGCAUCUUGGGGCUGGAGGUGUACAAGCAGAACGCCUUGUUCCAGUACUUCUCAGACACCUUCGACCACCUCAUCGAGAUGGACAAGCGGGAGGGCAAAUAUGACAUGGGCAUCCUGGACCUUGCUCCCGGCAUCGAGGAGAUCUACGAGGAGAGCCAGCAGGUGUUCCUGGCUCCUGGGCACCCGCAGGACGGGCAGGUGGUCUUCUACAAGAUCAGCGUGGACCGCGGCCUGAAGUGGGAGGACGCCGUUGCCAAGUCACUGGAGCUGACGGGCCCCUAUGACGGCUUCUACCUCUCCUACAAGGUCCGCGGUAACAAGCCCAGCUGCCUGCUGGCGGAGCAGAACCGCGGCCAGCUCUUCACGGUGUACAAGCCCAAUAUCGGCCGGCAGAGUCAGCUGGAGGCCCUGGACAGCCUCCGCCGCAAGUUCCACCGGGUCACCGCGGAGGAGGCCAAGGAGCCCUGGGAGAGUGGCUACACCUUGUCGCUGACGCACUGCAGCCACAGCGCCUGGUGA